This is a messenger RNA of Lecanosticta acicola, 2060 nucleotides long. Lineage: Eukaryota; Fungi; Ascomycota; Dothideomycetes; Mycosphaerellales; Mycosphaerellaceae. The record is from the annotation of a GenBank genome assembly.
AUGCUAUUGAAGGGCUUCGCUGCGGUACUGUCCAUUGCGACAGCUGCCGUUGCUGUCACACAUGGCCACGGACAUUUCCACCAUAGGCGCACGGUGAAUGCAACCAGCUAUGAGUAUGUGAUUGUUGGAUCUGGGCCUGGUGGAGGGCCACUCGCAGCACGACUUGCCCUGGCUGGCCACACGGUGCUGCUGAUCGAGGCUGGCGGUGAUAAUGGCGAGUCACUCAACCAGACGGUGCCGACAUGGAGCCUCAAGGCCGGCGAAGACGAUGCGAUCAAGUGGGAUUACUGGGUGUCACACUAUGAAGACCUGGAGCGUCAGAAACGGGACUCCAAGAUGACAUACAGAAAGACAGAUGGCAGUUACUAUGUUGGCCUGUAUCCUCCAGCAGGGGCCGUGCCACUUGGUAUCCUCUACCCUCGUACUGGUACCUUGGGAGGAUGCGCUGAACAUAACGCCAUGAUCACGACGUACCCGAACACCAUCGACUGGGAGGGAAUUCAGAACAUCACCGGAGACGACACCUGGGCGCCCGAUAACAUGCGAACGUACUUCGAGAAGCUCGAGAGGAUACAAUAUGCUGCUGGAGCUGGACAUGGGACCGACGGCUGGCUGAGGACUAGCUUGACCAACUUGGUUCUGGUUCUCGAAGACACGAAACUUCUCAGUUGCGUAGUCUCAGCUGCUACGGCAAUGGGCAAGGUAAGCUUCCAAGCGCCGAUCUCUCAAUUCGGCCCUAUGCUAAUGGAUCACAGGGCCUUCUCACAAGCCUUAUUACCACGGUCACCAGUCUCGGUCAUGUCCUUCUUGACGAUCUGAACUCUAAUAGCCCACUGCGGGAUCAAACUGCCGAUGUGUAUCAGGUCCCUCUCGCCAUUGACCAGGACACGUCUACUCGCAGCAGCCCUAGAAAGUUUGUGUUGGAAGUUGCCAACGCGACGAACUCGGACGGCAGCCGAAAGUACCACCUUGAUAUUGCGCUACACACCCUAGCUACCAAGAUUCGGUUUGACCAGAAUGGUACUACACCCAGGGCAACUGGCAUCGAGUACCGAAGUGGAGAGCAUCUCUACUCUGCAGACCCCAACUUCGCCAAUGCCACCGGCACUUAUGGCUAUGUGGCUGCAACGAAAGAUGUCAUCAUCUCCGCCGGCACAUUCAACACGCCCCAGCUGCUGAAGCUGAGCGGCGUCGGACCACGUGAGGAGCUCGAGAGCUUCGGCAUUCCUGUGGUCAAGGAGCUGCCGGGUGUCGGUACCAAUAUGCAAGAUCGCUACGAAAUCAGCAUCGUGGAGGAAGCCAGUUCCAAGUUCUCCGUCUCGAAAGACUGCACAUUCCUCUACGACGGCAGGCCGGACCCGUGCCUCGUGCAAUGGCAGACAGGUCUGAACGUGGACGAGAGAGGCCCGUACACCACCAGUGGAGCAGCACUGGGUGUUGUCCUGAAGUCCUCCACGGCGGCCGAGACGGAUCCCGUGGACACCUUCAUCCUCGGAACGCCUGGUGUCUUCAAUGGCUUCUUCCCGAAUUACGCAUACAACAGCGCCAUCUGGGGCAACCGAUGGUCUUGGCUCGCAUUGAAGGCACACUCGCACAACAACGCGGGCACCGUCACGCUGCGAUCUCGCAAUCCGCAUGACGUGCCCCACAUUCUCUUCCGCUCCUUUGACACGGGCAACACCACGGACGGCGGCGACGAGAAGGACGUCCAGGCAUUGUAUGAGGGUCUUCUCUGGGGCCGUUCGGCCUUCGACAAGCUCAUCUCCCUCGACGGCACCACGUGGACGGAAUUGUCGCCGGGAGGCAACAUCACCACCGAAGCCCAACUCAAGCAAUACAUCAAAGACGAGGCGUGGGGCCAUCACGCUUGCUGCACUGCCGCCAUUGGCGCGGACGACGACCCGUCGGCUGUGCUGGACACCAACUUCCGCGUGCGAGGAAUCGACGGCCUGAGAGUCGUCGAUGCGUCCAUCUUCCCCAAGAUUCCCGGCGCGUUCAUCGCCUUGUCCAUCUACAUCAUCAGUGAGAAGGCAGCGGAUGUCAUCAUCAAUGGAUCGUGA